GUCCUCCUGGUGAGUGGCGGACCCGGGGCUAGACUUCCUAGGCCCCGGCCGUGGAAGGGGCGAAGGACACUCCCCUCGCUGCCCGCUGCAAGAAACGGGCGGUCCCCGCACGCACUUCUGGAAAUGCAAGCCGGGAGCGCGGCGGGCCAAGAAUACAGCCAGGUCCCGGGACCUGCCAGCUGCGGUAACUGAAGCGGGGGUCCCGGACGGGCGGGGUUACCAGGGACAGGAGUAGCCUUGGAAAGAGGAGGGGGCCUCCUCCCACGACCGGGGUGAUCGCCGCCUCUCCGCCGCACCCCCGGGCCCUAUGCCCUGAGCAGGCCGGCGAGGCUGGCAAGGCGCCCGGGCCCGGGGCGGAAAGCAGGAAGUCGACCCCGCGGGCGCGGCCCAGGGUGCGGCGCUGCAGGUGCAGCGCGGGGUGGCGGGGCGGGCGCCCAGUGCACCCCGGAGGAGGUGAGCGCCAGGUCGCCUUCGCGGCCCAGGGACGCAGGCCGGGGCGCCGGAGCUGACGGCUGGGCCGGGCGAGGCAACAGUAUUUUCUGGAAAGGGGCCCCUCUGAAGCGGUCCAGGAUCCUGCACAUGGCGCUGACCGGGGCGUCAGACCCCUCUGCAGAGGCAGAGGCCAGCGGGGAGAAGCCCUUUUUGCUGCGGGCCUUGCAGAUCGCGGUGGUGGUUUCCCUCUACUGGGUCACCUCCAUCUCCAUGGUGUUCCUUAAUAAGUACUUGCUGGACAGCCCCUCCCUGCAGCUGGACACCCCCAUCUUCGUCACCUUCUACCAGUGCCUGGUGACCACACUGCUGUGCAAGGGCCUCAGCGCACUGGCCACCUGCUGCCCUGGUGCCGUGGACUUCCCCAGCCUGCGCCUGGACCUUAGGGUGGCCCGCAGCGUCCUGCCCCUGUCGGUGGUCUUCAUCGGCAUGAUCACCUUCAAUAACCUCUGCCUCAAGUACGUCGGGGUAGCCUUCUACAAUGUGGGCCGCUCGCUCACCACCGUCUUCAACGUGCUGCUCUCCUACCUGCUCCUCAAGCAGACCACCUCCUUCUAUGCCCUGCUCACCUGCGGCAUCAUCAUCGGGGGCUUCUGGCUUGGUGUGGACCAGGAGGGGGCAGAGGGCACCCUGUCGUGGCUGGGCACUCUCUUCGGCGUGCUGGCCAGCCUCUGCGUCUCGCUGAACGCCAUCUACACCAAGAAGGUGCUCCCAGCGGUGGACGGCAGCAUCUGGCGCCUGACCUUCUACAACAACGCCAACGCCUGCAUCCUCUUCCUGCCCCUGCUCCUGCUGCUCGGGGAGCUUCAGGCCCUGCGUGACUUUGCCCAGCUGGGCAGUGCCCACUUCUGGGGGAUGAUGACACUGGGCGGUCUGUUUGGCUUCGCCAUCGGCUAUGUGACAGGACUUCAGAUCAAGUUCACCAGUCCCCUGACCCACAACGUGUCGGGCACGGCCAAGGCCUGUGCCCAGACGGUGCUGGCCGUGCUCUACUACGAGGACACCAAGAGCUUCCUCUGGUGGACGAGCAACAUGAUGGUGCUGGGCGGCUCCUCCGCCUACACCUGGGUCAGGGGCUGGGAGAUGAAGAAGACUCCGGAGGAGCCCAGCCCCAAAGAGGGCGAGAAGAGCGCCAUGGGGGUGUGAGCUCCGCAGGCACCCUGGAUGGCCCAGCCCCAGGCCCGUACGCAGGCGGGGCCAGCACAGCUGUGAAGGCGGUCUCCCAGACCCCAGAGGCGUGCUGUGGUGUGGACUGGGUGCUACUUACAGACCCAAUCAGAAUACGGUGGUUGAGAGGGAACCAGUGUUUACAAGUAAUAUCAGAAAGUUGCCAAACCCAUCUCUUCCCUCUACUAUUUCUGAGCUUUUGUCCUUCCCAAGGGAGCACGCUGGUGAGAGCGGGGCCUCUUCCCACCACCUCCAGGGCCUGUCUACCUCACGUCACACUGAGGACGGGGAGGGGCAACGACCUUGAAGGGACAGCAAGGGCAGUGUACACAAUGUGGGGGGUGGCCCCACCACAGCCACCUGGACAGGGUUGGGAAACCUUCCAUCUGCAGUGGGCAGGCAGCCUCGCCCUGGGCCCACAAACCAGCCUUCCUUCGGAGGAAAGUGUGGGCUGGAUGGAGGGAAGAAAUGAGCAAGUUCCCUCUGAGACCAGUAGAUCCCCAAAGGCUGCUGGGCAGUGGCCUGGAACAAGGUGGAUCAUGAGAAAGUGCCCAUCUGCACCCUGUGUGUCCAGCUUUUGAGCACAAGGGAACCACGCUUCUCUUAGAGGUUAAGCAGGGUCACUUAGCAUCCUCCCCCGGUCCCUGACACCACAUUUACUUGCGUGGCUCCUCUGGCCCUGAGUGGCACCUGCCCCUCUGGUCUCCCAGCAGCUGGCUCAGGUAACAGCCUUCUGAAAGCAGAGCCAGGGGGCCACUUCUCUCUUCUCCCAGUUCUGCCUCCCCCAAAGCCUUCCUCCCCAAGUGGGGCUGGUGAAGCAAGGGUCUGGAUUAAGAGCCUUCCACCCCAGCUGUGCCUGGCACCCCCACAUUUCUGCAGGGGAGGUGUUAUAGCCUUGUUCUGAGCCACUUGCCUCGUGAAGGUAAGAUGCUAACCUUUACAUUCGCACUGACAGAGCCUGCCUGGCCCCACUCGUAGUCCAGCGGGCUCCUAUAACAAAAUGCCAUAAGCCGGGUGGGCUUCUGAACAACAGAAACGUAUUGCUCACGGCUCUGGGGGCUGGGACGUCCAAGAUCAAGGGGCCAGCAAAUUGAGAGUCUACUGAGGGCUGUUUCCCGAUCCAUAGAUGGUGCCUUCUCGCUGUAUCCUCACAUGGUGGAAGCAAAAACAAGCGAGCUCCCUCCUGCCUCUUUUAUAAGGACACUAAUCCCAUUGAUGAGGGCUCCACCCCUGUGACCCAAUCAGCUCCAAAGGCUCCACCACCUAAUACUAUCACCUUGUGGGUGAGGAUUCCAACAUGUGAAUUUGCCGGUUGGUGGCGGGGGGAACACAUAAAUGUCGCGACCCCAGCACCCUUCACCACACCCUCCUGCCCUCAGGGUGGCUUUCACUCCCCCGCCCUUCUGGUGGGCAUUUCGUACGUCCUUUCUCUUGGGGUGACUUCUGAUGCUUUUAGGCCCUGUAGUGAAAAGCUGGGGAGAGUGGGUCUUCUCCCCACUCCCCCUCCCGUCCCCUCACAAUCCCAGGUGGAUUCUAAUGCAGCUGCUGGGGCCUGAUGCCCUGAGUUUUUGAUUCAAUAAAGAAUCCCCGAGAUCC
Molecule: messenger RNA, 3252 nt
Organism: Cebus imitator (Panamanian white-faced capuchin)
Lineage: Eukaryota; Metazoa; Chordata; Mammalia; Primates; Cebidae
Gene: SLC35C1
Product: solute carrier family 35 member C1
Exons: 3
Coding region: 580-1635 (351 amino acids)
Biological process (GO): protein O-linked glycosylation via fucose; GDP-fucose import into Golgi lumen
Cellular component (GO): Golgi apparatus
Molecular function (GO): antiporter activity
Source: RefSeq, a predicted model, not a curated record